Hemicordylus capensis (graceful crag lizard) is the source of this 3251-nucleotide messenger RNA. It is a transcript of the gene PNN, whose product is annotated as pinin, desmosome associated protein. Bases 138 to 2213 code for a protein of 691 amino acids. The transcript is spliced from 9 exons. Gene Ontology annotation, cellular component: catalytic step 2 spliceosome. The record is from RefSeq and is a predicted model, not a curated record. Lineage: Eukaryota; Metazoa; Chordata; Lepidosauria; Squamata; Cordylidae.
UCUCCCAGCGUAGAAUAUCGAUUGGCGGGUUACUUAGAAGAGGUGUGUUAGGAGGGAUGGCUUGAUUCUCCUCCCCUUUACUCCAGCCUCGCUUGCUGCUGGGUCCUGGCUGGCUAGGCCGCGCUGUGGUAGCUGGGAUGGCGGUGGCUGUGCGGGCUCUGCAGGAGCAGCUCGAGAAGGCCAAGGAGAGCCUCAAGCACGUCGAUGAGAAUAUCCGCAAGCUCACAGGGCGGGACCCCAACGAUGUGCGGCCCGCUCAAGGCAGACUAUUGAACAUCACAGGCCCUGGUGGAGGUAGGGGCCGUGGGAGUUUAUUGCUGAGGCGUGGAUUCUCGGAUAGCGGAGGAGGACCCCCAGCCAAACAGAGGGACUUAGAAGGAGCGACCAGUAGGCUGGCUGGGGAGCGUCGGACAAGGAGAGAAUCACGCCAUGAAAGCGACGCAGAGGAUGAUGAUGUUAAAAAGCCAGCGUUGCAGUCUUCUGUUGUUGCUACCUCCAAAGAGCGAACGCGUCGAGACCUUAUUCAAGAUCAAACUAUGGAUGAAAAAGGGAAACAAAGGAAUCGACGUAUUUUUGGCCUGUUGAUGGGUACUCUUCAAAAGUUCAAACAAGAAUCAACAGUUGCUACUGAGAGGCAAAAAAGGCGCCAAGAAAUUGAACAGAAACUUGAAGUGCAAGCAGAGGAAGAGAGAAAGCAAGUUGAGAAUGAGAGGCGGGAACUCUUCGAGGAAAGACGUGCUAAACAGACAGAACUGCGGUUACUGGAACAAAAAGUUGAACUUGCUCAGUUGCAAGAGGAAUGGAAUGAUCAUAAUGUCAAAAUUAUUAAAUACAUAAGAACAAAGACAAGGCCUCAUUUGUUCUACAUACCUGGCAGAAUGUGUCCUGCUACGCAGAAGUUGUUUGAUGAUUCUAAAAAAAAACUAAACGCACUGUUUGAAACUAGGCGCAUUGAAUUUGCUGAGCAAAUUAAUAAAAUGGAAGCCAGGCCCAGGCGACAGUCUAUGAAGGAAAAAGAACAUCAGGAGGUGCAGAAAGAAGAAAAGAAGGAAGACCAGAACAAGGAGCAGGAAGAGGGUAAGGUGGUUCAGCAGGUGGAAGAGAUGGAGACAGGUAAUCAGAGCAAUGAUGUAGAAAUGGAAGAGAUAGGGGAGGAAAAGGAGGUAGCUGCUAGUCAUAGUGAUGAGGAGAUAGAACAGGAGGAGGAAGAACAGAAAGAGGAAAUGGAGAUUAAAGUAGAUGAGGGAGUAGCAAUUAAAGAGAACAACAGGCAGGAGGAUAGUCAGGAGGAUAUUGUGUUGGCAAAAGAGGAAGGUGAAAAUGCUUUGCCAAUAGAUGGUGAGCAUAACAAUGUAUUGGAAACUAAUGAGGCAAAUAAUGUAGAACCACUAGAAAGUGAGAAUAGCAAAGAAAUUGAACCAGAAAUUGAGUGUAAUGCUCAGCCAGAACAGGAGUGCCCUGUUCUUUCCCGGGAGAAAGAGGAAGUCAGCAAGCCAGAAGCUGAACCCAAACCCAAGGAGGCAGAAGAGAAGGAGCCUGAAUCCACUCCAGUAUCGGAGGCUGAGGCCCAGCCUCAGCCAGAGCCUGUGCUUUGGCCACAGCCUCCACCAUUACUGGAAACUGCUCAAGUUCAAGAACCUCAGGUAGAGAAAGAAGAAACUAUAGUGCCUGAAAAGCUGCCUGAGACUCAGGCAGACCAGGUCCAGGCGGUAACUGUAGAACUCAAGAACAAGAUUAGGAGCAGGAGCAGAGGUAGAACAAGGAACAAAACUAGUAAGAGUCGAAGUCGGAGUACAAGCAGCAGCACUAGCAGUACUAGCUCUACUAGUAGCAGUAGUGGCAGCAGUUCUAGCAGCGGCACCAGUAGUAGUCGGAGUAGUUCCAGCAGCAGCAGUAGCACAAGUGGAAGUAGUAGUCGAGAAAGUAGUAGCAGUUCUAGUAGCAGUGAGAGCAGAAGCCGAAGCAGAGGGCGUGGGCAUAACAGGGAUAGGAAGCGCAGGAGGAGUCUGGAUCGCAAGCGAAGGGAUAAUUCAGGUGUAGAUAGAAGUCACAAGUCUUCAAAAGGUGGUAGCGGCAGAGAUGCAAAAGGAUCGAAGGAUAAAAGUUCAAGGUCCGACAGAAAAAGGUCUAUAUCAGAAAGUAGUCGGUCAGGCAAAAGAACUUCACGGAGUGAAAGAGACCGUAAAUCAGACAGGAAAGACAAAAGGCGUUGACAGAAGAGACCAGGCUCCUUAGCCCAAUCUUUGCAGCAGAAGAUUACUUGAUGAGUGAAAGGAUUCCAUGUGAGGAAGAAAAGGCUGCCUUAAUUGCAUGCUGUAUAAAAUCUUUUGGAGAAAUGCAGACUCUUUACCAGGCAAUUCUUGUGCUUUUUACAUGGUUUUGUAAAAGGUUACUUAUCAAAUUAUGUGAGGAUGCAAAUGUGUAUAAAUAAAAGGAUUGACAACCCCUUCAUCUUUUAAAUAUUCUCUACUUUAGAGUCUCUGUAUAUUUUAAUAGGUAAAUCGUUAUGUUUGUGUGACUUACUUCUUAGUCUUUUGUAGAAACAACUGUACAUUUUGCAGAGGUUUGAGAGCCUGUUGCCAUUUCAUCUUGCAUAGAAAUCUUUUCCCCUUGAUUGACAUCCUUCAGUUUUAAUAUUUACCUAUUCCCCCUCCGUUAAGAAGGUGAAUUCCCAAGUCCUAUGAAGGAGCACUCACCUGUGCAUAACCUAGGUUUUCUUUCUGUGCUUUCACUAUACAUACUUGAGCUUUUACUAAUGUUCCUUGAUGAACUUUUUGCUCAUAUAUGGGAGCAAAGUUGGUACAUCAGAGUAGUUAGAGCUGGCCUGGAAAACUAAAAUCUGUCCAGCUCUUGUCUGCCCACAAUCCCUAUCUUCCCCCUAACAUUAGGGUAACACUUCACUUAACCUUUUUAACCUGUAUUUCCAUUAAACUCUGCUUUGCUUUAUAUUGGAGGAAGUCUGUAGGUAGCUUCUAAACCAGAUUAUAGUUGGCCAUAGAAUAAACCUACAAAUGCCAAUAAAAAUGCAUUAUACCAUAAAAUUAAUCUGGGACUAAAAUGUAUGUUGUGCUUAAGAAUAUCUGUUGAAUGGGGAAAUGGGGCUCAAACUAGGAAUUUCUGUAACAGCUAAAGCAAAUAGCUGGAGGUAUAGCUGAUGUAAAAAGGUGACAUUGUUUUUAAAUUUUCUAUACAAUUGCAGUGUAUUCAUUGGCUUGUUCUGUAAAGGUCCAAAUAAAAGUGCUUUAUAUACA